Messenger RNA from Ananas comosus (pineapple), 963 nucleotides. RefSeq lists its product as uncharacterized. NCBI's taxonomy places the organism in Eukaryota, Viridiplantae, Streptophyta, Magnoliopsida, Poales, Bromeliaceae. Bases 139 to 777 code for a protein of 212 amino acids. The record is from RefSeq and is a predicted model, not a curated record. The transcript is spliced from 5 exons.
UACAAAACCCGAUCGCGAUCGACUCGAACGCCUCCCUCGGCUUCGUUGCCCCACGAAGCAAAAGGAGGAGCGAUCGCACUGCAUGUCGGAGCGAAAUUAGGGCGCGGAGAGGAAGGGGGAUCGGGGACGCGGAGGAGGAUGGAGGAGGAAUCGCCGCGCGGCGGCGGCGGCGGAGCUCCGAGAUCGGGGGCGGAGGGCCUCGGCGGCGGCGACCCCCAGGACCCGGAGGCGUCGGCGGCGGCGGCGGAGGGGAGGAAGGGGAAAUCAUGCAAGGGGUGCCUCUACUACUCCUCGCUCCGCAAAUCCCAAUCCCGGAACCCUAUGUGCUUCGGCAUCUCCAGGACCCUUCCACAAGUGCCAAGCUACAUAGUGGGAGAGUCUGAAAUAGAGGCAAUGAAAGAUGGACGUAACCUGUCGGACUUCAAGUAUGCAUGUGUUGGUUAUUCAGUGUUUCUGGAUAAGAAAGGAAAUCCGAGUGACAACCAAGAGAACCAAGCAGAGCUGCCAUUCUGUGUUGGAAUUGAGCUGUUGGUUGACAGAAGAGCCUCCACUUCUGCUCACGCUCCUGCUCACGUUCACAAGGAAGAUGCUGCUGCACAUUCUCAACCGCGAGGAUAUAAACCUUCACACUCUUCAGGAGAGGAGUUCUUAAACAGGUUUUCAAGGAAUGCUGGACUCGUGGCUUCGGGCGUGGCCAGGAACCUAAACAAAGUCGGCAACUACAUCAAAGAAAACAUAGAUGAUAUACUGUAUCCUUACCGCCGACGACCCAAGUAGAGCCAAGCUUAAAACAAAAACUAGCCUUGACAUCUUCACUUUAUCUAGAUAAACAAAUAAAUGAGAUGGGGGUUAUCAGGGAUUCAUAAUUGUUUGUUUCCUGCUGUAUCUGUUAUAAUUUUGUAACUUAAUUUUGAGAUCAAAGUUUUUCGCAAUAGUGAAAACUCUUCAGGGUUAUUUUUUUGU